This is a messenger RNA of Parnassius apollo (apollo), 2112 nucleotides long. NCBI's taxonomy places the organism in Eukaryota, Metazoa, Arthropoda, Insecta, Lepidoptera, Papilionidae. The record is from the annotation of a GenBank genome assembly.
AUGACUUGGUUUGAUGGAUUCAAAGUAUGUGGGAAAUAUUUGCUUGUUGCCCGUUUAGGUUUCCUACGUAACGAUUUAUGUGGGAAAACUGUUUCCGUAGGAAGCAUGCAGGAUUUCUAUUUAUCUCAUAAGCACUGUUUUACGUUUCAGAAACCACUUCACGAUUCUGAAAUUGAGAUCCAGCUGUCACAGCUACUUUGUUCAUCGGAAGAAGAAAACCUUGAUGAUGAAGCAGUUGACUCUUUUGCCACCAGUAGUUACAAUGUCGAUUUAGACAAGCGUUUGGAUGAGAUUCAAGGUAUUUCUGUCGAAGAAUUACAUUCUUUAUUGGUGGGAGAAUCAGAUUUGUCUCUUAUCCAAGAUGAAACUUUUUUGAAUUCACCAGUUCAACAGAUUUUUAAGCCGAUUCUUCCUCAAGUGGCUUCAACUUCACAAGAUGCAAUCGCUGAAGUCCAUGCAGGCCCUUCUCUUGUGAUUUCGGAUGUUCCUAUGCUACUUGAUCAAAAUCCUGGUGAAACAACCUCACUUGUUUCUGUAGCUGAUGUCCAGGCAGACCACUCUUCCCUAGUACCACUAUUGGCAGAGCCUGAUGAAAGCUCUAAUGCAGAACCAACAUCUUCUUUCUCUAGGGAUAAAUUCAUUCGAUUUCAAAAUAAAUCAAGAGAUUGGUCUUUUGCAACUGAUGAUAUUACUUGGCCUAUUUUCGAGAAGAAAAUGCAGAUUAAAAAAAAUUACAGUAACAGAAGUCAACCACUGGAUUAUUUUCUUGACUUUUUCCCUGAUGAGUUACUUUAUAUUAUUGUUGAAAAUACAAAUAUUUAUGCAAGACACACACAUUCAAAAGCUUGGACUGAAGUUACAAAAGAAGAAAUAAAAGCAUACUUAGGAGUGAUUAUACUAAUGAGCAUAAAUCCAUUAGCAGAUAUAAAUACUUAUUGGUCAACUGAUGAGUUUUUCAGAAAUCCUGUUAUUUGCAAAGUAAUGCCCUUAAAAAGAUUUAAAAAAAUUACACAAAAUCUCCAUAUAUCAAAUAUUUCCACAGAAGCUCCACGAAACUCACCAGAUUAUGAUAAAUUGGGUAAAAUUAGACUUGCCAUUUCAAUCCUAAACAAAGUUUUUCAAGACAAUGUUCAAGAAGACGAAAGUAUGAUCAGGUUCAAAGGUCGUAGUCACAUGAAGCAGUAUAUGCCCAAAAAACCUAUAAAACGUGGGUACAAGUGUUGGGCAAGAGCAGAUUCUCUUACAGGGUAUUUAUAUGAAUUUCAAUUUUAUACUGGUAAAGUUAAUACUGGAACUGAAGAGAAUUUAGGGGCCAGAGUCAUAAUGGAUUUGUGUGAAUCUCUGCCAAGCCAUACAUUAGUGGCUUUUGAUAAUUUUUUCACCAGUCUGCCACUGAUGGAACUUUUACAUGAAAGAGGCAUUUACGGUGUUGGAACACUAAGAAUGAACCGUAGGGGCUUACCAGAUUUGAUAACAGGAAAAUAUUUAACUGGUGAGUUUAUAUAUCAGUAUAAUACACCUAUAGGAGUAUUGAAAUGGAAAGAUACUAAAGAUGUUUUUCUUGGAACUACUGCGUUUGAUCCUCGAGCAGUUGAAUUGAUUGAGAGGAAACAGAAAGAUGGUAGCAAGAAGAAAAUAUACUGUCCACUUUCGAUUAAAAAAUAUACAGAGUUCAUGGGUGGUGUUGAUCAUUUCGAUCACUUUAGAGCAUCAUACCCCCUAGGACGAAAGUCGCGGAAGAAUUGGCACAGACUUUUUUGGUUCUUGUUGGAGGCAGCCGUCAUCAAUUCUUAUAUUGUUUAUAUGACGUCACAUUCAGAAAGGAGAAACACCCAUAAAGAAUUCCGGUUGCGAUUGGGCAGAGGACUCAUCAACAAUUUUUCAUCAAGAAAAAUCCUCGCGCCCGUGUUCAAAAACAAAAAAGGAGGUACCAUUUCAGUACCGGAAGAGAUUCGAAAAUCGGACGUAGGAUCCCACAUGCCCGAAUUGACCAAAUUUCGAAGAUGCAGAAUGUGUAGUACACGUGAAAAGGAGCAACGCAGCAAAUAUAUGUGUAAAGUUUGCAAGGUAUCUUUAUGUGCUGCCCCUUGUUUUGAAAUGUUUCACAAAUAA